AUGGGUUCGAGUCAGUAUCUUGGCCUACUGCUCCUGUCUCUGAGUCUGGUAUCAGUCUCAGUGGUGAGGUCUCAGACAUGUCCUAAUUUGAGUGCAUGUGUGAGUGUGUUGAAUGUGGUGAAUGUUACAGUGGGUGUUUUACCAGACCCAUCCUGCUGCUCCGUCUUUCCGGGGCUCAGUUCUUCCCAAGCUGAAAUUUGCCUAAGAAAUGCCAUAACCACUGAAUCCGCCGUCGCCCCCCUCCUCGGGAUCGUAAAUCUUAACGCAACCAUAAGCACAAUGAUUAGGAGCUGUAACGUCACCGUCGGGGCUUGA
Messenger RNA from Vigna radiata var. radiata (mung bean), 315 nucleotides. RefSeq names its product putative lipid-binding protein AIR1. The coding region runs from base 1 to 315 and encodes 104 amino acids. The record is from RefSeq and is a predicted model, not a curated record. The transcript has a single exon. NCBI's taxonomy places the organism in Eukaryota, Viridiplantae, Streptophyta, Magnoliopsida, Fabales, Fabaceae.